GGAGUCCGUGCCGGCUCCGCAGCUACCCGCAGCCGCAGGGAGUCCUUGCCGCGCCUCCGCCGGCUGCACCCUCUUUGGCCCGCGGACUCCGUGUUGCGCUCCACCGCUGACAUGUGUGCCGCCCAGAUGCCGCCCCUGGCGCACAUCUUCCGAGGGACAUUCGUCCACUCCACCUGGACCUGCCCCAUGGAGGUGCUGCGGGAUCACCUCCUCGGUGUGAGCGACAGCGGCAAAGUGAAGGAAGCCAUGCCCUGGGAUGAACCAUGUGGGAAGAGGGGGAGGUCACUGGACCUCUGGUAUGCAGUCUCACUGCUUAUGCCACUGACCCACUGUGACACAAAGAUGCAGCUGAUAGUGUUUUUGGAAGAAGCAUCCCAACAAGAAAAGCUGGCCAAAGAAUGGUGCUUCAAGCCAUGUGAAAUAAGAGAACUGAGCCACCAUGAGUUCUUCAUGCCUGGGCUGGUUGAUACACACAUUCAUGCCCCUCAGUACUCUUUUGCUGGGAGUAAUGUAGACCUGCCACUUUUGGAGUGGCUGACCAAGUACACGUUUCCUACAGAACACAAAUUCCAGAGCAUCGACUUUGCAGAAGAAGUGUACACCAGAGUUGUCAGGAGAACACUAAAGAAUGGAACAACCACAGCUUGUUACUUUGGAACAAUUCACACUGACUCAUCGCUGCUCCUUGCGGAAAUUACAGAUAAAUUUGGGCAGCGGGCAUUUGUGGGCAAAGUCUGCAUGGAUUUGAAUGACACUGUUCCAGAAUACAAGGAAACUACUGAGGAAUCAGUCAAGGAAACAGAGAGAUUUGUGUCAGAAAUGCUCCAAAGGAACUAUUCUAGGGUGCAGCCCAUAGUGACACCACGUUUUCCCCUUUCAUGCUCUGAGACUUUAUUGGGUGAACUUGGAAACAUUGCGAAGACCCGUGAUUUGCACAUUCAGAGCCAUAUAAGUGAAAAUCGUGAUGAAAUUAAAGCUGUCAAAAACUUAUACCCCAGUUAUAAAAACUACACAGAUGUGUUUGAUAAAAACAAUCUACUGACAAAUAAGACAGUGAUGGCGCAUGGCUGCUACCUUUCCGAAGAAGAACUGGAUGUAUUCAGGGAACGAGGAGCAUCCAUCUCGCAUUGUCCCAAUUCCAACUUGUCGCUGAGCAGCGGCCUUCUCAAUGUGCUCGAGGUCCUGAAACAUGAGGUGAAGAUAGGGCUGGGCACAGAUGUGGCUGGUGGUUAUUCAUCGUCCAUGCUUGAUGCAAUCAGAAGAGCAGUGAUGGUUUCCAAUACCCUUUCAAUUAAUAAGAUAAAUGCAAAAAGCCUCACCCUCAAAGAGGUCUUCAGACUAGCUACUCUUGGAGGAAGCCAAGCCCUGGGGCUGGAUAAAGAGAUUGGAAACUUUGAAGUGGGCAAGGAAUUUGAUGCCCUCCUGAUCAACCCCAAAGCAUCUGACUCUCCCAUUGACCUGUUUUAUGGGGAUUUCAUUGGUGAUAUUUCUGAGGCUGUUAUCCAGAAGUUCCUCUAUCUAGUGUCGGCAAGUGUUUUCUGCUCUAUCUCCCAGUCCCUGACAAGGGAAAUUUGUUUCCUGGAGUCUAACCCACACGAGUGGGCCUAGGAAGCUGGCUGACAUGUGCAAGAUCCACUAAUAGGCAGCAGCUAUUCCAGGCCUUUGCAAGAUCCUAUGCUUUUCCCUUCCUUAAGGGUGUACAUUUUGAUACAUCAGUUUUCAUUUAGAUUUAGGACUCAAAUGCAGUCAACAUAGAUAAGUGUAGCAUCAGAAGCUAUGGAAGAAUGGCCAUAUACAACUAAUCUGUCAAAUGUUAAAUUUAGUCCUGAUAGUAUGUUAAAACCUGAAAUAUCUUUUCUAGUAAAAAUAGAACGUGUUGAAAUGUUUAUAUGUACUUUUAUCUCCCUGAAUCGCUUAUAACUUAGGUGUUUUAUUUCCCCAAGUGCAGUGUUGCUGAAUGUUGCAUGUGCUUUCUGUGGUACUGCAGGCACUAGCCAUACACGUGCCCAGAUGUUCUGCACUUUGAAGUGUUGCCUUUGCUUCAUGUAAAUUGACUUUCUGAAUUGCAGAGAGGCAGUAUUCCAAGCCAAUCCUAUUUGUCACUUUAUGUUUGAAUAUUUUGCUCUCUGACAGGAAAGGAAGAAUUAAAACUUCUUCUCAGCCCCCUCACCCUACCCUGCACUAUUUGCCUCAGGUUUCAUGAUACUUUUAAUGGAAUACACUUUAACAGGUAAAAACAUAUUCAAUAAUAUGGACUGUCAUGCAUUUAAAAAUACUUUUGCAACCAGAACACAAAAGCAGGCUAAUCAGCUAAGGCGAAUUUAAUUUUCAAAAGAAAAUGAAAUACAGGAUUAGGACAGGAGAGGCUGUCCAGGUAACUGUAAACUGAGACUGAGGAAACUCUGUCCCUUAUUUAUGCUUCCAGCUUCUUCUGAUUUAAUUGUCAAAGGUUUUAGAAUCCAAGGGAGUAUCUCGGAGUAAGCUCCCUUCUUGCCAGGAGGUCUUUCUAAAUUGACAUUGUGAGUGCUGAGCCCCACCGUAUCUCUUUUUCAUUUCUGUGAGAAUUCUGUACCGUCAGGGAAGAAAGGCGGUGGGGAAGCACCUCUGUUAUGCUUAGCUGAUGUGAAGUGUGCCCUUGAAUAGCCCUGUUGGCAGCUACGGGUGAGAUCUCAGAAGGGAAAUAUAAUGGCUGUGAGAUCCAACAAUGUACUUUGGAUCUUCACUCCCUUCCAGACUCUUCUUAUUCCUAAUCUUUCAUCCCAGAAUCAGACAUAAGGAAAGCUUUAAAGGCAAGCUGGGAAGCACAUUUUAUCAGUCCUACCUUGUGCUAUACAUGGAAGAUGUCCCAAAUUGGAUGCUUCUGUAACCUAGUGGGCAGAGAUAAUGCUGCCAAAAACAUUCACGUGUUUAAAAAGUGUUCUGAGUUAUUAUGAGGUGGACUAAAAAAUGUGUUACGGACAAUGUCUUGAAGUAAUUUUCAAAUUUGUGAAUUGCUGUGAAAUUUUAAGGUGUUUCUUUUACUUUGCAACUUCAGGUCUACUUAGCCAACUUUAGGUAUGACUUUGGACCCUGAUUUUUUUUUAAUGUCUCUAAAGGAAAAGCAUGGGAAGAAGUGCACCAGUGUGUGGACACUUGCUGGAAGCCCUGGCAUUGGGCACAUGCAUGUUUUCAUGCCCAGCCACCAUUCCCUUCCCCUCCGACAGCCCUGAGUUUGAGAAACUAAGAGGUGAGGGGUUAGUUUGUACAUCUGGUCCAAAUUUAGUGAAAUGCAAAAGUUGAACAGGCCAUUGAUAAAACUAAAUGUAAAUUCCAAGAUGGUUUCCACAGUCUGGGGUUCAAGUGACUUGAGUAGCAGGUGUUAUGUGGUGUUGAUUUACCUGUUCACCUCCUGCUCAGAGGCCUGUCAGAAAGCUUUCUUUAUCCAAAACCACCUUACAUUGUGUUAAAACUUCUAUUUGCUGCUCUUAAGAAUAUAUCUAUGUACGUAUUCAUGGGGACAUCUUUCCUCAAUAUUUGUAUGAUUUGCUUAUUGUUCUGUGCUGAGUGAGCUCCUUUGUGAUUCAGACAAAAAUAAAUGAGAUUUUUGUGUUUACAUUUUUUGUUGUUGUGAGUUCUGUCAGUCUGAUAGAAGGGGGAUUAAUCUUAUAAUGUUUUUCUCCUUUUAACGUGAAUUUAAAAAGACAGACAGGGUCAACUGUAUAGUGACAGAUGGAAACUAAAUUUUUGGUGAUGAGCAUGCUGUAAUGUAUACAGAAGUAGAAAUAUAAUGUUGUACACAUGGACCUUAUGUAAUGUUUUAACCAAUGUUAUUGCAAUUAAGAAAAGAAAUAUCAUAAGACUGCUUUAAAAAACCCAAAAAAGACAAAACAGAACAUUUAGCUGUGGGCCAACAUGUAUCUGCCAUCCUAUAAUAGUCACUGUACAUAGCUCUUAAAAAUUAAGCUAUUGCUACAAUGUUCAGCCCUUUAGAAUCAGAUUGCUACUGCCUUUGAUUUCAGCAGAGUUGGAAUUUCCUAUUUUCUAAGCCACAACCCAGAGUGAGACAUGCACUUCAACAUCAAGAAUUAGUUCACAUACACACACAUGUGCGUAUGUAUUGAAAAUAAAAGUCUCCGCAAAGUAAUACUUUCUCCAUUUGUGAUGCCCUGGGCUCUUUUCUAGUCUGUUCUAUUCUAUUCUCUGUAAUUUUUUUUAUGCUGAUAGUGAGUUCCUAAAUUGGUUCCUCGAACAUCCAGUGGGUCGUCACCUGCAGUGUGGAAGCAGUUUCCAGGGCCUCUUGAGCUGUGUACUUUAAGUGUCCAUGACUCCAUUCUGUGAUUUGGCUGUGACAUGAAUGCCUGCCUUAGACUCGUGAGGACUAAAUAAAACAAUAAAUAGCCAGCACUUACGACAGCGUCUAGGACAGAGUGAGUACUCACUGUAUGAUGGUUAUUAUUUUGAACAUGAAUACAGACUGAACAGAAAGAAAAAUAAUUUAAAAUGUAUUGU
This is a messenger RNA of Camelus dromedarius (Arabian camel), 4488 nucleotides long. It is a transcript of the gene GDA, whose product is annotated as guanine deaminase. The transcript has 15 exons. Gene Ontology annotation, biological process: guanine catabolic process. Gene Ontology annotation, molecular function: guanine deaminase activity; zinc ion binding. Gene Ontology annotation, cellular component: cytosol. Bases 112 to 1608 code for a protein of 498 amino acids. NCBI's taxonomy places the organism in Eukaryota, Metazoa, Chordata, Mammalia, Artiodactyla, Camelidae. The record is from RefSeq and is a predicted model, not a curated record.